AUGAUCGCUGCUCUUCGCCCGUCUGUCUCGCUGCUCGGCAGGUCUGCCAUGCGCGCCGCACCCAAGCCGUUUGCGGCGCCGAUGCGUGCUGGCUUCGCGUCGAGCGUGCGCGCGUGGGGCGUGCAGAAGCGCUUCACCGAGGAGCACGAGUGGGUGUCGUUCGACGACGCCACCAACAUCGGCACGGUGGGAAUCACCGACUACGCCCAGAAGUCGCUCGGCGACGUCGUCUUCAUCGAGCUCCCCGAGGCAGGUGCCCAGGUCAAGAAGGGCGAUGACAUCGGAGCUGUCGAGUCUGUCAAGGCGGCUUCGGACAUCUACGCUCCCGUCUCGGGCCAGAUCGAGGCAGUCAACUCGAAGCUCAACGACGAGCCAAGCCUGCUCAACAAGCAGCCCGAGGGCGAAGGCUGGCUGUGCCAGAUCAAGCUGACCAACCCUGCUGAUUUCGAGACGCUGCUCACCGCCGAGGCGUACCAGAAGAUCUGCGAAAACUAA
Messenger RNA from Moesziomyces antarcticus, 495 nucleotides. Its product is annotated as glycine dehydrogenase (decarboxylating). Gene Ontology annotation, cellular component: mitochondrion; glycine cleavage complex; cytoplasm. The coding region runs from base 1 to 495 and encodes 164 amino acids. Gene Ontology annotation, biological process: protein lipoylation; glycine decarboxylation via glycine cleavage system. NCBI's taxonomy places the organism in Eukaryota, Fungi, Basidiomycota, Ustilaginomycetes, Ustilaginales, Ustilaginaceae. The transcript is spliced from 4 exons. The record is from RefSeq and is a predicted model, not a curated record.